AUGGACGAUCCGCCGCCGUAUCAAGACUCCAGCGAAACCUACGGCCUCGGCCCGGGUGCGCAAGACGAUAUCCUCUCACCGACAACGCUCUACGUCGCCGGGCGCUUCAUCCACUCCGUUGAUCCCUGGGCGCCGCCGCUGUACGAGCUCUCGCAUUCGGUCGGCUUCCUCAAGGACACGGAUCGCAAUGUGCGCAUCGAGAGGCUCGACUACUCGAUGAAGCGGCGAGACGGUGUGGCCCAGCUGGCGGCGCGGAAGCGGCAUAUCUAUGACUUGAAGCACCCCCUGCGGGUUACCGGCCCGACAUUUGCGUAUCAUGCCGAGCCUACCUCACGACAAAGCCUCUGCGCCUUUGGCUUGGAGAGCUUCCGGCCAAGGAAACUGUCGACAACAAAAGGCUAUCGCAUUCGGCGCGCAACCGCAACAAAGUCUCUCGACCAUCAACUUGUGCGUCGGGACAUUCUCUUUUCGGCCAUCCCCACCAAAGACAAAGCCGUUCGAUACGAGUGGAGCGACGCAGACGGUCAGCUAGUCGCGCGAGAAGUGACUGAAGGCAACUUCAUGACAUUGGUUGUCAGCGCCAUGAUGGGUGCUUGCGAGAGAGACGCGCUGGUGUCUGCGUGGAUGUCGAGAGUUUGGUCGGAGCUUGCGAAGAAGACGGACCCGUUUGGUUAG
Molecule: messenger RNA, 675 nt
Organism: Trichoderma aggressivum f. europaeum
Lineage: Eukaryota; Fungi; Ascomycota; Sordariomycetes; Hypocreales; Hypocreaceae
Exons: 1
Coding region: 1-675 (224 amino acids)
Source: RefSeq, a predicted model, not a curated record